AAUAAAAAUUAAAUAAAUUUGCCUCUUUUUUUUCCGCGCUAGUAUUUAGCAAAUUACUUUUGCAAUUAAACUUUCAGUUGUUAAGAAAGGAGAAUUUAUCAUGGUAUAUGGCUGGGAAAAUUGACACCCAUCAUGAAGAGAAAUCGAACUUUUCCACACCAACAAGUGAUAGUAGACCAAAAUCAAGAUCAAGGUUGAGACAACCCUUCAAAUCUCCACUGUUAGACUUACCUGGGAAACGUUGUGACGGAUUUGCUCAAACAGCAGGCUCCAAUGUUGAUAUUUUGAAAGACAGAAUUGCUAAUAUUGACAAAGAAAUAGAUGAACUGGAAAUAGAAUAUUCUGAAGACGAACUACAGAUGCAUAUUGAUAAACUACAUGAAUAUAAUGAAAUUAAAGAUGUAGGACAGGUUUUGCUGGGGAAAAUUGCGGAUAUUGAAGGGAAAACGACUAAAAUGAUGUAUGAAGAAUAUGGCUUGGAUAUCGAGGACUAGGAAAAAUAUGUUUCUGCUGAAAAGAUGAAUGCCAAAGAUGUUCACAUACACAUGCAAGUAUAUUCAGAGUAUAUUCAUACGAAUUCUUGAAUGUUGCUAUUUGAUUUGUUAUAAAAUAUUUCUAAAACUAUUUGGACAUUGAAAGACAAUGCUUUUAUGAUUGCUCUUUAAUAAACACAGAUGUGGCGUAGGGGACAUGCACAUGGAAAUCUGUGGAGUCGUUUUGAAAAGAUUGAUAUUGUAGCUCUGUAGUUAUAUCAUUGUAUAUUAUUAGGUGGGUUUGGGGUGCACCAUUACCAUCAUACAAAUGUAUACUAUAGGCUAUAUAUAGGAAACAGCAGCUGGUCUUAAAUUAAAUUACAUUUAGCUGUCGUAUUGUUUUACAUUCCUGAAUUUCCUAUGAUUGAGACAAUUGUUGCGAAAACAAUUACAUAAUUUUGUCAUUUUUGAGAAAGUGUUGCAAAUGCAUUUUGCUCUUCCAAUCUCUGACUCUAUGGUUGGAUUUACACCACAGGCUUUUAAAUCUCAAAAAAAUACGGGCUAAGAUAAAACAUUUUAUAACACUUUAUCAUUUAUGGAAAUGAUUGCACUUUUUUGGCUUGAUCCCCCGCAUCAACUAUUAAUUUUUUUACUCAAACCGCAAAACAGUAAUAACCUAGGUAACCACUGUGUGUAGGGAACUAUUUAUUAUUAUGAUUAAGGUUAGUCAAAUAGUUAUAAUAUUACUCCGCAUUUAAAUAAUGCUGAUGUGCUUUAAUAGUGCUUUGAUGCUCUGGGUUACACAAGUUAUGAUAUUUCCAGCUUUAUAAGUUUAAAUUUUAAACAACAUUUUAAAUUUCUUUAUGCUGCAUGCUUGCAUGAUAUCUUGGAAAGUGCGUGUUGAUAUUGGAACGAUACUUUUGGUGUUUACUGAAUAUAUUUAGAUUGAGAAAAAGACCUCCGUACUGAAUAAUACAUGUAACAUGAAGA
Dendronephthya gigantea is the source of this 1463-nucleotide messenger RNA. RefSeq names its product DNA repair protein SWI5 homolog. NCBI's taxonomy places the organism in Eukaryota, Metazoa, Cnidaria, Anthozoa, Malacalcyonacea, Nephtheidae. Gene Ontology annotation, cellular component: Swi5-Sfr1 complex; Swi5-Swi2 complex. Bases 108 to 494 code for a protein of 128 amino acids. The transcript is spliced from 6 exons. Gene Ontology annotation, biological process: double-strand break repair via homologous recombination. The record is from RefSeq and is a predicted model, not a curated record.